This is a messenger RNA of Cuculus canorus (common cuckoo), 4976 nucleotides long. It is a transcript of the gene EHD4, whose product is annotated as EH domain containing 4. Lineage: Eukaryota; Metazoa; Chordata; Aves; Cuculiformes; Cuculidae. The record is from RefSeq and is a predicted model, not a curated record. The transcript is spliced from 6 exons. Gene Ontology annotation, biological process: endocytosis; endosomal transport. Gene Ontology annotation, molecular function: protein binding; calcium ion binding; GTP binding. Bases 104 to 1729 code for a protein of 541 amino acids. Gene Ontology annotation, cellular component: cytoplasm; plasma membrane.
CGGUGCGGUAGAGAGGCAGCGGGUGCGGGGGAGAGGCGGGUCGUUGCGGAGCGGAGGGAGAGGCGGUGCGGGCGAGCGGCGGUGCGGGCUGCAGGGCGGCGGGAUGUUCAGCUGGCUGGGCAAGCAGGGCGGCGGGCGGGAGCGCGGCGGCGGCAGCGACGUGGUGCAGACGGUGACCGGGGGGCUGCGGGACCUCUACCUCCGCAAGCUGCUGCCGCUGGAGGAGCACUACCGCUUCCAUGACUUCCACUCACCCGCCCUGGAGGAGGCCGACUUCGAGAACAAGCCCAUGGUGUUGCUGGUGGGGCAGUACAGCACCGGCAAGACCACCUUCAUUAGAUACUUACUUGAACAAGACUUCCCAGGCAUGCGAAUUGGUCCAGAGCCUACCACAGAUUCUUUUAUUGCUGUGAUGUAUGGAGAUUCAGAAGGAAGUGUUCCUGGAAAUGCCCUAGUUGUUGACCCUAAGAAGCCGUUCCGCAAACUCAGCCGCUUUGGAAAUGCUUUCCUGAACAGGUUCAUGUGUUCUCAGUUACCAAACCAGGUACUGAAGAGCAUCAGUAUUAUAGACAGCCCUGGCAUUCUAUCUGGAGAGAAGCAGCGCAUCAGCAGAGGCUACGACUUCUGCCAAGUCCUCCAGUGGUUUGCUGAGAGAGUCGACCGUAUCAUCCUCCUUUUUGAUGCUCAUAAGCUGGACAUAUCUGAUGAGUUUUCAGAGGCUAUUAAGUCAUUCCGCGGCCAGGAUGACAAGAUUCGAGUGGUGCUUAAUAAGGCUGACCAAGUGGAUACCCAGCAGCUGAUGAGGGUCUAUGGUGCACUCAUGUGGUCCCUGGGAAAGGUGAUUGACACCCCAGAGGUGCUCCGGGUCUACAUUGGCUCCUUCUGGGCCCAUCCUCUCCGGAACACAGAGAAUCGAAGACUCUUUGAAGCUGAGGCACAGGAUCUUUUCAAGGAUAUCCAGAGUCUCCCACAGAAGGCUGCUGUGCGGAAACUCAAUGAUCUCAUUAAGAGGGCGAGACUUGCAAAGGUUCAUGCUUAUAUCAUCAGCUAUCUGAAAAAAGAAAUGCCCUCUGUAUUUGGAAAAGAGAACAAGAAGAAGGAACUGAUCAGCCGAUUACCCGAGAUCUAUAUCCAGCUACAAAGGGAAUACCAUAUCUCAGCAGGGGACUUCCCUGAAGUCAAAAAAAUGCAGGAGCAGUUGGAGACUUGUGACUUCACUAAAUUUCACUCUUUGAAACCAAAGCUAAUUGAAUCCGUGGAUAACAUGCUGGCCAACAAAAUUGCCUCCCUGAUGAGCCUGAUCAGACAGGAAGAGAGCAAUAUGCCCACAGAGAUGGUGCAUGGUGGAGCAUUUGAUGGCACUAUGGCAGGACCUUUUGGCCAAGGAUAUGGAGAAGGUGCUAAGGAAGGAGCUGAUGAAGAUGAAUGGGUUGUUGCUAAAGAUAAACCUGCUUAUGAUGAGAUUUUCUACACUCUUUCACCAAUCAAUGGCAAAAUAUCUGGGAUCAAUGCAAAGAAGGAGAUGGUGACUUCUAAACUACCCAACAGUGUGUUGGGGAAGAUCUGGAAACUUGCAGACUGUGAUGGUGAUGGGAUGUUGGAUGAUGAGGAGUUUGCAUUAGCAAAACAUCUUAUCAAGAUUAAACUAGAUGGGUAUGAACUGCCUGGCACGCUACCUUCCCACCUGAUGCCACCAUCGCACAGGAAGCCUUUGCAGACAGCAGAGUGAAAAAUAAAAGGAGAAGAAUGAGGGGUUUGGAAAUCUUACAACAAAUCUGUCAAAACCACCAAAAUUUGAAAUUAGGCUUAGGUCCUUAAACCUCAUAGCAUAUUUCACUCAAGUUACUGAAAUUAGAAGCAUCGUAGCAGGGAAACAUUCAUGUAGUUGUCCCUGCUGACUUUCACUGAGACAUGUUUAUCACAAGUGCCUUGUAUAGAUCUAUCAUAAUGUGUAAUGGUAAGAUGAAAAUGGUUUUGUAGUCUUGCUUCCACAUCUUGCUGCCUUUGCAACCAUAAAGCAGAAAAGGCCUUGGUUAAAAAUCGCUGACCUUCACCAAACCUAAAUGCUUUUAUUUUUAGGUUCUUCAGGCUACUUUAAGUAACGCAAUGAAGCUCUAAAUGUUAAAUCCACCUGUCUAUGCAAGGAAAAAUUUCUGUGCUAAAAACACACUUUAGGCAUUGAGUGAAUGCCAGCAUCUCUAUAGUGUUAGAGAAGGCGGAUAUAAAAGGAAUUUUUUUCUUUUUUUAUUUAAUUUGGGAGUAGAGAAAGAGAGAAAGUCUUUUAAGUACUCUAAAUUUGAGCAGACUUGUUUUAAAACCUGCUGUAGCUAACCUGCAAAUAUUGAAGUGAUUCUUUCAAUCUGCCAUCACUGCAUCUUAUGUGAAGAACUGCUUCUUCAGUUUUCUACAGCACUAUACGCUCAGUAUUAUGGUUGAAAGAACCAGAUCUCCUUUGUUCCUUGGAUUUGUAGUUUCUUUUGAGGUUUCAGUUUAGGUACCUUGCAGACAGUAAAUUCCCAAGUUGUUCAAAGUGACAGCAGAAUGUUUUUAUAAGCUAAAAAAAAAAAGCCAUGUUUCCAUUGAAAUUAAGCCUCAUUUUUUUAUUCAGAAAAGGUGCAUUGCUGAAAGUCAGCCUCUUCAAAGCGUAUCAAAUCGUCUUGGGAAACUUUCAUUGGUAUUUAAUUUAUAUUUACAGGCUAUUAUACAGUUAUCUCUGAUUUUUUUUAUAUAUAUAAUAUUUUUAAGAAAUAUUUUUAGCUCUUUUUUUUUUUGCUGAUGUGUAGCUGAUAGCCACAGAAGAGAGAUUUAAUUCCUCUGGUGGCAGAUCUGAAAGAUGGGAAAACUAGCAGGAGUCCUUACAGAAUCAAAUUUGAACAUUUUUGGCGGCUUACAACUGAUUUUGAUCAGUACCUUGAAAGAUCAUAAAUUUUUGGCCAAAAAAGGGUCAGUUCUUCCUAAAAUCAAACUUGACAGUCAGUUUUGGUCUACGCAUGUGAGCAAGAAUUGACUAGUACUCCAUUGGUAGUAUGAAAUGCCCUUCACAUCAAAGGUACUGUAAUUGCGAGCACUUUUUCUUUGAGUCCAGUAAGUGGUAGCAGUAGUCCCUUCUGAGACAGAAUAAGCCAAAAAGUGUUUUAGCAUCCUUGAAGUUACAAUGGGGAAGGAAGCGGUUUGGGUGUUGUCUCCCAGUUAAGAUUUUGGUCACAUUUGCGUGUUCCAGUUUCUAGGUGACCUAAGAGCAGCCUGAGCUGCUUUUUUCAAAUCACACCCUUGGAGGUUGUCAGUCAAGUUUAAUACUCCAGAUCAUUCUGGAUGUCUUAUCUUUCUGCAUCUGUUCCAAUCUGAUGUGAAAUCACUAUGAAAUUUGCUAGGACUCUGCCAUGUGAAAACAAUGAAGCUAUUUUAAGUAAUGACAGGGGAACACCUUUACCUAGCUAGCCCUCCUGGACUGUAUCAAGGAUAUCCUGGCAUAGUUAAACCAUUCUUGAGGACUUGCUUGGUUUUUUAAAAUUCUUUAGAUUAUUCUCUUAGCUUUCAAGCAUACCAACUCUAUUUCUGUUAGACCUAAAUUAGGAACCAAAUUAGCCUUAGUGCAUAUCUGUGCACUUUAGCAGAGCUGUGAAACUUGACCAUAACUCUACUUGUGUGACUGUACAUCUGCAGAGUAACUGAUUUUUUUUUUUUUAUCUAAUUUAUUUUUGAUUGAACAAAAGAUAGUCUAUAGAUGUUGCAGGAGUUGUUAAAAAAACAGGCUUCAGAAGUACUAAUGUAUGCUUGUUUGUGUGGAGCGUCUGCAGUCAGUAACAAAUUCAUACACUAAUGACUAGCCUGAGUAGCUUAGCAAGGAAAGCCACCAGCAGAAAGAAAGCAAGCUUGUGUAUUAUGACUACUGUAGUGUGAACAAAGGUGAGAGAAUCUGGAAGGUUGCUGGUCCUCCAGCUCUGUCUGCCUUAUCUUGCUAUUCAGCUGCAUAGGGUUCCAGGGUGGACCCAUGUUUGAAUUCCCACCAUGUGUAGCUUCCAGGGGUGAUGCUCCAAAUGCAUUGGAGCCAUGUGAUCCCAUGCCAGUAGAAAUAUCCUUCAUUGAGAGGAGUAGGAUAGUUUCUCAAUGAUGUUAUUUUAUUUUUCCAUCUUUACUGGGCAGACUGAAAUGCAUAAUCUUGAAUAAGUCAAAUUGUUUUGUCUGGGUGGGAUUGAAAUGUUUUGCUUUGUUUUCCUGUCGAACUUGAAAGGGGAAUGCACAAAGUCUAUAUAGGAGUAGAGGUGGAUUUGCUCUGUUCAUCUGGAGGACUAGAAGUGUUUCAGGAUCGGCAUGCAGGGCUACAUGUGUAAAAGCAUUUCUAUGUGUGUGGUGCAGUGCACUAGCAUCAUACUUAGUUGAUAGGAAUAAAGUACAUUUCAUGUGGACUUCAAACAGCAGUUUUCUUGCACAACUAAACUGAUACAGUAGGUUGCCAUUGCUCAGGGGAAGGGAUCUCUUUUUGCUACCUCCUCACAUACCCACAGAUACACUCCAUUUGCUUUGCCACUUCUGUAGUUUGUCAGAUCCUGCACAUCCAUUCAGUUAGUUAAACCUGCCACUUGCAACAGUUUAAGUUCUGUAGAGUUAGUGACUCCAUAUGUUAGGAGCAUGAGAAGGGAGCACGAUUAACUUCCCUCAUGAAACCAUGCUCUAACUAAUUAUUUGGAACUGCAGUAUGAGAUAACCUUUGGUAUUGAGUUUGAUGCUACUGAUCUCUGCUAAAGAAACACCAAGAUGUUGAAUUUGUGGCCUUUGUAUGCCCAGGAUUUUGGUUACAUCUGCUGCAAGAUAAUUGAAAGCUGUUGAUAAUUCAACCUGUGAAAUCAUUGCCCAUUGCUGUAGCCCGAUGCCGUAAGCCAAAGUAAAGACUGCUGCUUUUACCUUUUCUCCAACUGUGUCACAACAGUUUUAAUUCCCACUCCUAGUUCUGUUCCCAAAGAAAUUAAUUAGAAUUA